Messenger RNA from Prunus armeniaca (apricot), 4920 nucleotides. The record is from the annotation of a GenBank genome assembly. NCBI's taxonomy places the organism in Eukaryota, Viridiplantae, Streptophyta, Magnoliopsida, Rosales, Rosaceae.
AUGGAAGCCGAAGAAGAAGAUGUUUUGAAGGUGAACGAGCCUUCGGUUCCGGUUCAAAAUGACGCUGUACUGUCUCCUGAAACACAGGAGGAGCUCCGGAGAACCGAGCCCCAAUGCAUGUCGGAGUCUUUACCCGAGCCCGAGCUCAAGCCCGAAACCGAGGGCUUCGGGCUCGGUGUUGAGGGGGAAUCUGAUGCGGUUCCAACAGAGGAUACUGAGAUUGUGGAGGAGCUGAAUGUCGCAGAAGGUCAUGGGACAGAGGAUACUGAGAUUGUGGAGGAGCUGAAUGUCGCAGAAGGUCAUGGGACAGAGGAUACUGAGAUUGUGGAGGAGCUGAAUGCCUCAGAAGGUCAUGGGACAGAGGAUACUGAGAUUGUGGAGGAGCUGAAUGUCGCUGAAGGUCAUUGGACAGAGGAUACCGAGAUUGUGGAGGAGCUGAGUGUCGCCGAAGGUCAGGUGACAGAGGAAACUGAAGUUGGGGCCGUGGAUGAAAAGGAUGAAAGGGGAUUGGAGACGGAGAAGGUGUUGUCCGAGGAAGGUGUUGUAGCUCACUCGGCAAAGGAGGCUGCUGAGAAGUCUAAUGUGGCUGAAGUGGCUGAGGAGACUGUCAUUUCAUGGAAGGACCAAGCAGAGGAAAAGACGGCCGAAGUGGAAGCGGAGGAGGCCGAAGUGGAAGCGGAGGAGGCCGAAGCAGAGGCUGAGAAGGUCCAAGCGGUGGGAGAGCAGGCUGAGGCAGAGGGUGAGAAGACUGAGGAAGAGGUGGAGGGAGAUGAUGAGGCAAAUGUGACGGACGUGGUGGCUGAGACCGACAUGGUGGAGGAGGUGGAUAUGGCUGAUGAUGCAAUGGAGGAGACAACUGAGGCAGAGGAGACAGAGGCAGCAGAGGAAGAAGCAGAAGGGAUGGAAGUAGAGGAGGAGGAGGAGGAUGAGGAAACGAAUAGGGCCGGCAGUGGCGGGAAGAGGAAGCGUGGGAAGAGUUCUAAGGCGACGAGUAAACUCCUCUCAAAGAAGAAGAUGGAAGAGGAUGUCUGUUUCAUUUGCUUUGAUGGGGGUGAGCUUGUACUUUGUGAUCGCAGGGGAUGUCCUAAAGCAUACCAUCCUUCAUGUGUUAAUCGUGAUGAGGCUUUCUUUCGGGCUAAGGGUCGAUGGAAUUGCGGUUGGCACCUUUGCAGCAACUGUGAGAAGAAUGCCCACUACAUGUGUUAUACAUGUACUUUUUCCUUGUGCAAGGGGUGUACCAAAGAUGCUCUCUUCUUAUGUGUUCGAGGAAACAAAGGCUUCUGUGAGACAUGCAUGAAAACUGUCAUGUUGAUUGAAAAGAAUGAGCAAGGAAACAAGGACACGAAUGAAGUUGAUUUUGAUGAUAAAACCAGCUGGGAGUACCUCUUCAAGGAUUAUUGGAUAGACUUAAAAGAGAGGUUAUCUCUAACGGUUGAUGAACUUGCUCAGGCCAAGAAUCCAUGGAAAGGAGCAACUGGACAUAAACAGGAGUCAUAUGAUGAACCUUAUGAUGUUAAUAAUGAUGAAGGGUCUGAGUCAGACAAUUCUGAGAAUUUGGAUUUGGCCAACUCUAAAAAAAGAAAGGCCAAGAAACGAUUGAGAACCCGUGGAAAGGGGAAGGAUUCAUCAAGUCUAGCUACAGCAACUGGCUCUGGAGGCCCAUCUGCAGAUGACAGUACAGGGUGGGGAUCAAAGGAACUCUUGGAGUUUGUUAUGCACAUGAGAAAUGGUGACAAGUCUGCUCUGUCUCAGUUUGAUGUCCAGGCUCUUUUGCUAGAAUAUAUAAAAAGGAACAAACUUCGUGACCCUCGCCGGAAAAGUCAGAUAAUUUGUGAUAUAAGGCUUCAAAAUUUAUUUGGGAAACCACGUGUUGGGCAUUUUGAAAUGUUAAAACUUCUGGAAUCCCACUUUCUUGUAAAAGAGGAUUCUCAGGCUGAUGAUCUUCAGGGGAGUGUUGUUGAUACCGAAGGCAAUCAGUUGGAGGCUGAUGGAAACUCUGAUACACCAGCAAAUCCAGUAAAGACAGGAGACGCAAAACACCGUAAUUUAGUGGAAGAUCUACUUGAUGAUCUGGAUAACUUUGGGGACAAGGUUGCUCAUUCUUUUGUCAGAAUUAGAAUUUCUGGUAGUGGUCAAAAGCAAGAUUUGUAUAGGCUGGUCCAAGUUAUAGGUACAUGCAAAGCUGCUGAGCCAUAUAAAGUUGGUAAAAGGAUGACAGAUAUCUUGCUAGAGAUAUUAAACUUAAACAAGACAGAGAUCAUUUCAAUUGACAUCAUCUCAAACCAAGACUUCACUGAGGACGAAUGCAAACGACUGCGUCAGAGCAUAAAAUGUGGACUUAUCAACCGGCUAACUGUGGGUGAUGUUCAAGAGAAAGCAUUGGCACUCCAAGCAGUCAGAGUCAAAGAUUGGUUAGAAACGGAGAUAGUGAGACUCAGUCAUCUUCGUGAUCGAGCUAGUGAAAAAGGGCGUAGGAAGGAAUAUCCUUAUCUUUUAAUGUUUAGUACAUUUUUGUUCACAAUUUUGCUUGGGGUGCCAUCUUUGCAAUUGCACCAAAAGUUGAUGCCCCAAAUACGUUUUACCAGUAUUAAAAUGACUAGGAAUAGGUAUGAAGUAAUCCUUAACUUCCUUUUCACGCUUAGAGAGUGUGUAGAGAAGUUGCAGCUACUGAAGACACCUGAGGAGCGCCAGCGUAGACUAGAGGAAACUCUAGAAAUACAUGUGGAUCCAAAUAUGGAUCCAAGUUAUGAGUCUGAGGAAGAUGAAGGUGAAGGAGAUGAUAAAAAACAAGGUCGCAUUCAACUUCUUCUUUCAAUUCAUGCAGAAAGUUAUAUUAGACCUACAGGUUCGGGCUUUGGAAGGAAGGGGAGGGAGCCAAUCUCUCCACGAAGAGCAGGACCUUCUUCAAAUGAUUCCUGGAGUGGGACAAGGAAUUUUUCCAGUAUGAAUCGGGAGUUAAGCAGGAACAUGUCAAAUAAAGGGUUCUUCAACAAAGCAGAAAAUACAAGUGCAGCUGGUGAGAUAGUAAAUGAUUCGUGGGGUCAUGGAAGAGACAGAGAAACACAGCAAACAAACCACUGGGAGAAGAAACAAAAUAUUUCAAGUUUAGAAACUGGUGUUAGGAGUACACAGUCUCCGGUACCAUCUGAAUCAUCUCCUGCUGGGGGGUCAGAAAAUUCAGUGGCGCAUCUCUCCACUGGUGUAGCACAAUCUGCAGUCAAUGAAUCAGAAAAAAUUUGGCAUUACAAGGAUCCUUCUGGAAAAGUCCAGGGACCAUUUUCCAUGGUACAGUUGCGUAAAUGGAAUCACACUGGCUAUUUCCCUGCCAACUUGAGAGUUUGGAAAAACACUGAGAAAGAAGAAGAUUCUAUACUGGUAACUGAUGCAUUGGCUGGAAAGUUCCAGAAAGACCCUUCAUUCGUUGACAGCAGUUUUCCAAAGGCUCAAAUGGUGCACAAUUCACAUCUCUCACCUGUACAUUCUGGGAAGUCUCAAGGAGCUCUCUUUCAGCGAGGUACAGAAGGCCAAGCGGGAGGAGUAAGUUGGGGAUCUCAAAAUGAAAUUAAUUCUUCCUCAGGCAGAGGUACUCCACAAUCAGUUGAGGUCCCCAAGUAUUCUUCAGAUGGUUGGAGCACAACAAACCUUCCCUCACCUACUCCAUCCCAAACUCCAUUGGGUGGGGCAAGGGGGCAAGCUUACGAAAGUAAUUGGUCACCCAGCCCUGCUCAUCCAGGUGGCUCUGUCUUGGGAGGCAACGGAGUGCUGCAACCUACUGCAGUAGUUACUCCAGAAAGUGCACUGCGAGCUUCUGGAAAUGAUCGCUCAAGUUCUCUUCCUGGCAUUAAUGUAGGCCCCAAGUCUGAAAAUGCUACUCUUCUGGGCUCUACAACUGCUCUUCGAAUGCAUGGUCAAGUAACAGGGUCAGCGCCUGUAUUGUCCAAUGCCUCAAUGAAUCAAGUAGCUGAUGUGAAUAACCUAGUUUCAAAUCUGCAAAAUCUGGUUCAGUCAGUGACUAGUCGUGCUCCUGCCAGCGAUGCUCGAGGAUGGGGUUCUGGUUCAGUUCCGAAACAGGAAAUGACUGCCUCCGGCCCAGUACCUGGGAGUGAAUCUCAACCCUGGGGAGGUGCUCCCUCUCAAAGGAUAGAACCAAAUAAUGCUGCUACUGUGCCUGCACAACAUCACACCCAUGGUUACUGGAAUAAUGCUCCAUCUACCAACAAUGCUCCCUCAUCUAUGAACACAGGGAAUUUAGCUGGAAAUUUCCCUACAUCAGGCUUCCCAGGUGUUCCGCACUCUGAUCCUUGGAGACCCCCAGUUCCGAGUAAUCAUACAUACAUUCAGCCUCCAGCACAACCACAGGCACCUUGGGGCGUGGGAGUUCCAGAUAACCAAAGUGCCGUGCCAAGAACGGGGCAAGAGAAUCAAAAUACUAGUUGGGUGCCAAUGGCAGGAAAUCCAAACGUGACCUGGGGAGGACCAGUGCCUGGUAAUACAAACAUGAACUGGGGACCUCCGAGUCAAGGUCCAGGAUGGACUGCACCCGGCCAAGGUCCCGUACCUGGAAAUGCAGUGACUAAUUGGGUCCCACCUGGUCAAGGCCCACCAUCGGUAAGUGCAAAUCCAGGUUGGGCUCCACCUGGUCAAGGGCCAACUGUUGGGAAUGCCAAUCCUGGUUGGAGUGCACCCAAUGCAACUCAGAAUGGAGAUAGGUUCUCAAAUCAAAGGGAUCGAGGUUCUCAUGGUGAUCCUGGUUUCGGUGGUGGCAAACCUUGGAAUAGGCAGUCGUCUUUUGGUGGUGGAGGAGGUGGGGGAGGAGGUUCUUCCAGGCCUCCUUUCAGAGGGCAGAGAGUGUGCAGGUUCUUCGAAAGUGGUCACUGCAAGAAGGGCGCAUCGUGCGAUUAUUUGCACCCGGACCAUUAA